Messenger RNA from Culex quinquefasciatus (southern house mosquito), 2879 nucleotides. RefSeq names its product LIM domain-containing protein jub (gene jub). Gene Ontology annotation, biological process: cytoskeleton organization; response to hypoxia; negative regulation of hippo signaling. Gene Ontology annotation, cellular component: transcription regulator complex; adherens junction; nucleus. NCBI's taxonomy places the organism in Eukaryota, Metazoa, Arthropoda, Insecta, Diptera, Culicidae. The coding region runs from base 28 to 2370 and encodes 780 amino acids. The transcript is spliced from 5 exons. Gene Ontology annotation, molecular function: transcription corepressor activity. The record is from RefSeq and is a predicted model, not a curated record.
UUUUUGCAAGGAACAGAAGAAACAGUCAUGUCAAAUCACAUUCACUCGCAAAACGCCGAUGCGGCCCUGAUUGCCAGGAUGCAUCAGAUGCGCCUCGAAGGGGAAAGCCCCGGGGCUGGUCCAGCGGCCCGUAUGGUUCAGCAACCGCAACAACAACAGCAGCAGCAAGGAAUGGCUCGAGUGGCUCAACCUCCUCACCAUAUCGGCCAAAUGGCUCAGCUGGAGAAUCACUACAUUCCCGUUUCUUCCGCCAAUGUGGUUCUGGUAAAUCACGAUCCACGGAUGUACGACAAGUACCACCAGAACCAGAUGUACGCCGCAGCGGUAGCGACCGGUCAAAAACCUGGAAACCUCGCCCAUGUUGGGUACUACCGAGUAAGUAAUAGCCCCACCCAUUCGCUGGGAGGGUCAUCGCACCAUUCUGGUAAUGGUGGCGGAAGUCCUCGGGCCAGCAGUCAACAACAGCAAUACUACGAUCCUCGCUACCAGGCAGUGUACGAAAACAUCGACUACUAUCCACCGGUUCAGCCGCAGCAGAUCGACACCAUCAUGUACGACCGCAAGUUUGAGUCGAACAACAUAAAAGCCCAGCCGCAGGUACCGGUUGGCAUGGCUCAUCUACACUCGGCCAAUGGCAGUGCCAGCCGUUACGCUCAUACUCCACAACCUCCGGAACACAUGCACGAACAUCAGCAGCACCAUCAGCAACAACAUCAACAUCAUCCACCAAUCUACGAAAACCUGGCCACUGCUUCCGGCCAGCAAGCCCAACCUCAAGCUAGCAAAGCCUCCUCGCAGAUUUACUACCACCGGAACGAAACCGUCAGUCCUCAGGUUCAACAUUUGCAACACCAACAACAGCCCAUCUACGAGGCGACCGUCGUCAACCCCAACAUUCCGCUCAAAAUAGCCCAGCAACCGCAACCAGUGCAUCUGCCAAACGUCAAGUAUCACGCCACGGGAGUCCCAGCUUCGGCCGCCCUUCCCUACGGAGCAUCAUCCGCGCCCUCGCUGCCUCCAAAAUCCGCCGACUCGCUCAAGCAAACAAAGCCCACCAACUCGCCGUCACGCAGCAGCUCCAUCUCCGGGUCCAGCUCGCUCAACAAAUCCUUCGUCGAGGACAUCAACGGGUCCGACUACGUGUGCAUGACCGGCGGCCGGCGAGAGUACUCCCAGCAGCAGUUUUCAGUGUCCCCGCUGCCACCACCGCAAACGCCAACUUCAUCACAUCAACAGCAGCAGUACUACGCAUCCGGCCGGCCGUCGAUGGCCACGUCGGCUACGACUCCCACGGGUGCCGCAAACAACGGUGGUCACGAGCGUCACUAUGCCACGUUGCGCGAGCUGGACGCCGGGAAACCUCCGCCGGUUCCGGCGCAAAGUUCAGCUUCGGCUGUGACGACCACCACCAGUGGAAGUAAGCCCAAUAGCGCCCAAAGCUCCUUUUCCGGACUGACGACUACAAUGGCGGGUGGUGGAGGUGGUGGUGGUGGUGGUGGCAACUUUCCGUCGGCCGUUUCUCCUACGCCGUCGCAGUUGAGCACCGGUAGCGGUUCCGGCAAGCGUCUAACCAAGAACUUGCUGCCGUACAACGUGACGCCGCCACGCCCAACCGGACCCACGGAGGCUGAGCGGAAGAUUGAGGAGAUGACCCGCCAGCUGGAGGAAGAAAUGGAAAAGAACGAAGAGCAGGGUGAAUACUUUGGAAUUUGUCACACGUGCAAGGAGAAAGUUACCGGCGCCGGAGCGGCCUGCCAGGCCAUGGGGAACCUGUACCACACCAACUGCUUCAUCUGUUGCUCCUGUGGUCGUGCGCUGCGCGGAAAGGCCUUCUACAACGUUCACGGCCGGGUUUACUGCGAGGAGGACUAUCUGUACUCGGGCUUCCAGCAGACGGCGGAAAAGUGUGCAAUCUGUGGCCACCUCAUCAUGGAGAUGAUCCUGCAGGCGAUGGGCAAGUCGUACCACCCGGGGUGCUUCCGGUGCUGCGUGUGCAACGAGUGCCUGGACGGCGUCCCGUUCACGGUGGACGUGGACAACAAGAUCUACUGCGUCAACGAUUACCACAGCAUGUUUGCGCCAAAGUGCGCGAGCUGCGGAAAAGGAAUUACGCCGGUCGAGGGCACCGAGGAGACGGUUCGCGUCGUGGCGAUGGACAAGGACUUCCACGUGGACUGCUACAUUUGCGAGGAGUGCGGAAUGCAGCUGACGGACGAACCGGACAAGCGUUGCUAUCCGUACGAGGGUCGGUUGAUGUGCCGCUCGUGCCACAUCCAGAAGAUUACCCUGCACGACAUGCAGCACGGCGGAGUCGGCGGUGGACGGAUCGUCGUCGAGCCGGUCUCGGCCACGUACCAGUACAUGGGAUAAAAGGGACUGCGAGGGCCGGAAGAACUUACGCUAGGGUGAGAAAAGAAAACGAUAUUAGGAGUUACUUUGAAAAAGUAACAAAAAGAAGAUCAAUUAGAAGAGAAAUUACACAUUCAUGUUUUUAAACUACGCGAUCUACUCCCUAAACACAUCUAGCCGAAAGUAACAACUACCCAUCAAAAUAUAUCAAUUGGUGUAAACAAAACUGUACUCUUCUCUCUAUACGUUAAUCAUAUGUGUAUUACGCAAGACAAAAUUUAAUGAUCCUCAAGCAAUUCCUGGUAUUUUAGCGGACAAGCAGAAAAAAAGACAGCUAAUCCUAUUAAAAACAUGACCACAAUACAAAAAAAAAAAACAAAACAAACCAUUACAUUCCAAACGCUGCCAACAAGACGUAUUUGAUAAAAUUUAACAUAUAUUAUCGAAGUUUAAAGGGUAAGAUACGCAUACACUGAAACAUACGCGCGCAGCUUAAUUCAUUGUUGUAAUUUAUACAAAUACACACAUUU